Eleginops maclovinus (Patagonian blennie) is the source of this 1876-nucleotide messenger RNA. RefSeq names its product apolipoprotein O, b (gene apoob). The transcript is spliced from 9 exons. Gene Ontology annotation, biological process: cristae formation. The record is from RefSeq and is a predicted model, not a curated record. Lineage: Eukaryota; Metazoa; Chordata; Actinopteri; Perciformes; Eleginopidae. Gene Ontology annotation, cellular component: MICOS complex. The coding region runs from base 37 to 690 and encodes 217 amino acids.
GCUUGCCAUAGAAAAGCGAAUCUCUCCUGGACCAGAAUGUCAUAUGUGAAACUGGUGUCGUUGUGUGCCGUAGCUCCGGGGCUGACCGGCCUGCUGUGCGGCUCCACGGUGCUGGCUGCAGCCGAGGGGAAAAAGAGCCCACAGCCGGCUCUGAGCCUCGAUGAGCUGCCGUCAUUAUACAACAUCCCUGAAGCAGUGCCUCAUGUGGAGCCAGAGGCCGGGCCCCUGGAGGAGAGCGUUGCAUCGCUGAGGAAACUGGCAGAACCAUACACCAACCAGUGCCAGCAAACAGGCCAGGUUGCCUUUGAGAAAGUGGAGCAAGUUUACAAUACUGUGGAGCCCACAAUCAGCACCUCCAUAAAAACUGUCACAGAUGUGUACCAGUUCCUCAGUAACCCCCCUCCUGACCUCUACGACAGUGUGGCGGCGGUUGGAUUUUCUGGCAUCCUUGGACUUUUUUUGGCCAAAGGCUCCAGGGUGAAGCAGGUGGUGUUACCAGUUGGACUCAUGGCUCUCAGUGCCUCCAUGUUUUACCCUCAGCAGGCUGCGUCUGUACUGAAGGGGGGUCGGGAUUCGGCGUUCAGCUUGGCUCAGCGGGGCCGCGGCAACCUAGAGACUCUCUGGAAAGAUCCUCCGUUUGCAAAAAAGAAGGAGAACAAAGAGAAAACAGAGAGCAGCGAUACAAGCUGAGACUUCACCUUCCAGUAACACACACACACACACACACACACACACACACACACACACACACACCCCUCUGUACGACUCCUGUAUAUUAUUUAUAAUUAUUCACCUACACACACACUCUCACACAGCCUCUAAUCAGGACUUCAUUAUUUAAGUUGCACAUCUCCGCAAUGUACAGGUCUAAAGUGUGUUUCUAAAACAUCAUUCCUUUCAGGUAAAUAUUCUGAAUAUCCAAAUAAAUCUGUGUAUCUGCUUCUUGGUAAAUCUCCUCCUCCUCCUCCUCCUCCUCCUCCUCCUCCUCCUCCUCCUCAUCAUUCCUUCCUAUUUUCCCAUUCCAUGGUCAGUUUCUGCAUUGUUUGCCACAAUUUGCAGCAAAACGGGAAUGGUAUCUGCCACCGACACUUCAGUCAUUCUUUCAUUUGCUGCACAACACCACUUUAGAGCAAGUCAUUUAAGUAACUUUGAGGAUUUCAGCAUCGCAAAUGUGCUUGUUGCAGUCCUCUUGAGUAAAGACAAUGUCUCUUUGAAAGCAGUAGGAAUAUGUUAUGUUUGGACAUUUUUCUGAUCUGAUUAAUUGAUGAAUAAAGAAAGCGAUCGACAAAUGAAUCAAUAGUUAAAACAAUAAGAUGGAAUGGAAAGAGUAGUAGUUAAUGAAUGAAUUAUGAAUGAAUGAAUCGUUUUGUUUGUCCUUGCCUGUGUUUGUAAGCAGAAUGUCUUAAAAAACUUGUGAAGAAGUUUAAAAAAAAGAGAAAGGCUGACUAAAAAAACAUUGGUUCUGAUGUGUUGUUAGAUUCCUGCUUUGCUGACGACCUGUAGUCUCAGCUGAUUCCUUUAUUUGCACUUUUCUCAAAAAAUGACCACUUGUUUUUAGCCUUUUUCUUUGCAUUAUGAAGUAUUUUUUAAAACUGAACAUUAGACGGGCAGCUUUGAUGAGCUGUCGUCGUGUCAAGUGCAGCUUACAUCAGUAUACAUUUUCAGAAAGGUUAUUCAUGCCCGCGUAUUUAUUCCCCUGGAUGUCGUCACGUCGCAGUUGAUGCUGAUAAAACGUACUUGUUACAGUAAAGGGCCAAAUAGUAUGUAAUAAUUAACGAGCUUAAUGUGUGUGUUCUCCAUGUAUAAUAAUGCACUGUAUAUACUGAACAAGGUUUUAUCUGAAUGCGAUGGAAAUAAAACUGGCAUCUGAAAAAGA